Molecule: messenger RNA, 750 nt
Organism: Pleurotus ostreatus (oyster mushroom)
Lineage: Eukaryota; Fungi; Basidiomycota; Agaricomycetes; Agaricales; Pleurotaceae
Exons: 7
Coding region: 1-750 (249 amino acids)
Source: RefSeq, a predicted model, not a curated record
AUGGUGGUUCAUGUUGCUGCAGACUAUCCCGUGAGCCUGGGUGUUAUCCAUGAUUGGGAUGCUACCGUUCGAAAUCAUGCCUCGCUCGCGGCUCUGACUGUGCUGGUCUACGAGUACUUCACCACUCUUUCCACCGAAGUUGCCGUGAUAUGGAGGGGUCAUUUUUCGGUGACGAAAGCUCUAUUUCUGGUCCUGAGAUAUGGUGCAUUGGCUCUCCAGAUUGGCUCUCAAACUUUCUUUGCCGUCGCCGAACAGAAGUAUCCGGUUCCCAAGACAUCUUGCUUAGCUUGGCACUCUUGCCAAACGGUCGUCUUUCAGAUUCUACUUUUGUCCGUAGAGUACAUUCAAGUAAGAAAAGUCUACGCCAUAUACUCAGAGUACCGAAAUUACUUUAUCUGCCUACGUAUCUUUCGGGUAUUCAACUUCGCCCUGGUCUCCUUCACCACUGUCUCUACACUCCGAAUCCUCUCGUAUGAUGGCGCAUGCUUAGUUGGGAACAUCCCGUGGCACGUCGCCUGCUUUGGGGCUCUGGCUUCUUCUACUCAAGUUAUUUUGACCUUCUUGACAGUAUGCCCGAAGGUGAUGUGGAGGAGCCACUCGGCAGUACUGUCUAUUGUGACUCGGGAUACGUUCCUUACUUGCGCUGGGCUACUAGCGAUGUGCAUCAUCAUUUCCACUCAUGCUUCAGUGCUGGCGCAUGUCAUACCGACGUCUGUUUCCUUCACCUUUCACCUUUCACCACCUUCCUGA